Neltuma alba is the source of this 1822-nucleotide messenger RNA. RefSeq names its product solanesyl diphosphate synthase 3, chloroplastic/mitochondrial-like. Bases 181 to 1431 code for a protein of 416 amino acids. NCBI's taxonomy places the organism in Eukaryota, Viridiplantae, Streptophyta, Magnoliopsida, Fabales, Fabaceae. The record is from RefSeq and is a predicted model, not a curated record. Gene Ontology annotation, molecular function: prenyltransferase activity. Gene Ontology annotation, biological process: isoprenoid biosynthetic process; ubiquinone biosynthetic process. Gene Ontology annotation, cellular component: transferase complex. The transcript has 12 exons.
GCUUGCCUCUUGCUGUUGAAUUGAAUUUGGAUGUCUGGGCGAGCCGUCACCACCACUUUGAUCCAUGGCGGUGGUCUCGCUUCUGUAGCAUUUAAAAAUUGAUCCUUGUGUGUGUUUCUAUUUGACUACUCUUGACUCUGCUUCUUCGAGACCACAGAACACUUCUUUUACUUGGGCACAAUGAUACUUUCUCGGAUAUCAGGAAGGAACCUCAAAGGUAGCUUGAAUGCAUGUCGAUGGUUUCUUUGUAGUCGAGACCAGAAACAUCAAUUUCUUUUCUCGUAUUACAAUCACUCACCUGGAGGCUCUAUGGACAAGGUUCAGAGAAGUUUAAUUUUUUCAAACGGUAUUCCAAAAUUUGUUGAUGCUGGUCGUCAAAUCCAUUGUCAGACCAGCUCUAUUGUUGAGGAUCAACUAGACCCAUUUUCUCUGGUUGCCGAUGAACUAUCAGUUAUUGCUAACAGGCUGCGAGCAAUGGUAGUUGCUGAGGUUCCUCAGCUUGCUUCAGCUGCUGAGUACUUCUUCAAAAUGGGGGUCGAAGGAAAAAGAUUUCGCCCUACGGUUUUGUUGUUGAUGUCAACAGCGUUAAAUCUACCGCUUCCUCCUAAUGAGUUGGCAGGCACUUUGACAACAGAACUACGUUUAAGACAGCAAAGACUAGCUGAAAUAACAGAGAUGAUUCAUGUGGCUAGCCUGCUUCAUGAUGAUGUGCUGGAUGAUGCAGAUACAAGACGUGGUAUUGGUUCAUUAAAUUUUGUAAUGGGCAAUAAGAUGGCAGUGUUAGCUGGAAAUUUUUUGCUUUCCCGAGCUACUGUUACUCUGGCUUCUUUGAAACACAAUGAGGUUGUAUCUUUGAUGGCAAAAGCUGUAGAGCAUCUUGUAAGAGGGGAGACCAAGCAGAUGACUACGACAUCUGAUCAACAGUGUAGCAUGGAAUAUUAUAUGCAAAAGACAUACUACAAGACUGCAUCAUUAAUUUCAAAUAGCUGCAAGGCAAUCGCAUUGCUUGCAGGACAAACAUCAGAGGUUGCAACGUUGGCUUUUGAGUACGGGAAAAAUCUGGGACUGGCAUAUCAAUUGAUAGAUGAUGUGCUUGAUUUCACAGGCACAUCAGCUUCUCUUGGGAAGGGCUCUUUAUCAGACAUUCGCCAUGGCAUUGUAACAGCUCCACUAUUGUUUGCGAUGGAGGAAUUCCCCCAGUUGCGUACAGUUAUUGAAAAGGGCUUUGACAACCCUGCCAAUGUUGAUCUUGCUCUGGAUUAUCUUGCAAAGAGCCGGGGUAUGCAGAGGACAAGGGAGUUAGCCUUGAAGCAUGUUACGCUUGCAGCAUCAGCAAUUGAUUCCCUGCCUGCGAAUGAUGAAGAUGAUGUCAGAAAAUCAAGGAAAGCUUUGGUUGAUCUUACUCACAGAAUCAUUACAAGAUCCAAAUGAAAAGGAACACUCUUACAGUUAAAUGCAUAAGUUGUAAUAAUUCUGCUGCCAUUCUUCAACUAGUUGAAGGGCAAAUCCACUGUUAGCAGGAUUUAUUUUGGUAAUUGGAUAGUGAGCUCAUGCUUUCCAUAAAGUCUCCGUCAUUUGAUGCUGUUUGAACUGGAGCUUUUGAUGUUGUAACUCUUCUGAUUCUGCGUCAUUGUUGCUAGAAUGGCAGGCGAAAUGCGCUUUCUUAUAUUUAUGUCCAUGUUUCCAUCUCCUUGUUAAGUACGCCCUUCUCUUUUUAUCAUUCAACCAACCAAUGCAUCCAUUUAUCUACCAGUAUUGACCAAGUAAUGAUGCAAACAUUAGAUGUAAUCUUUCGAAGUGUAGGUUUCUUACGACUGAUGUA